Trichomonas vaginalis G3 is the source of this 1437-nucleotide messenger RNA. RefSeq names its product protein ubiquitination. The record is from RefSeq and is a predicted model, not a curated record. Gene Ontology annotation, molecular function: protein binding. NCBI's taxonomy places the organism in Eukaryota, Parabasalia, Trichomonadida, Trichomonadidae. The transcript has a single exon. Bases 1 to 1437 code for a protein of 478 amino acids. Gene Ontology annotation, cellular component: endoplasmic reticulum membrane.
AUGAAUACGUUAUUGGAUCUUACUUCGAAUGAAUCCUACAAGAAGUAUCAGAAUUAUGUUUUAGAAAUGCAGAAAAAGAUCAACGAACUUGAUGGAAGGAAUCCGAAAAUAGUCAAAGCAAGAUAUGAACAAUAUGAAUCAUUUUUGUCUAUUAUUUGUGACAAAAUUCAUUCAAAUCAAACAAAUGAUGAGUUGAUCAAUAGAUUCUUAGAUAUCUUCCAAAUUCAAAACAAAUUUGAUGAUAUUUAUAAUUUCCUUUCGCAGAGAGCAGAUGUGAAAGAUGAAUCGACAAUAAAAGUUGCAUGUACAAUCGGAUUAUCAGAAAUCGUUGAUGAUCAACAAAACACAAUCCUUCUCUCUGCAUGUUUGAAGAACAAUUACAAUCUUGUCGAAUCUCUUAUCAACAACAAAUGCAACAAAACAGCAAUUAACAAAAAUAAAGACAAUGCAGUUCUUUGCACAUCAAUCAGUGGCAGCACAAAGAUAUUCGAUUUUCUCAUUAAAAAUGGCUUAGAUGCUAAAAUAUCUAACGAAAUCACAGGGAGAAAUGCCGUUUUAACAGCUUGUGAAAGCGGAAACUUUGAAAUGAUUAAGCAUCUAGUAUCUCAAGGCUUUUCACUUUCAGACUUAGACAAAGAAAAUCAAAAUUGUAUACUUCUAGCUGUUUCUUCUGGUAAUUGGGAAAUAAUCCAUUAUUUAAUUCAAAAUGAUGCAGACCCAUCUCUACAUUCAUCAAAUAAUGACCUUCCUAUUUUUAGAUCCGUAAGGCUUGGACAUCUUGAGAUUUUCCAGAAUUUACUUAUAUAUUGUCACAAUUUUGAUCCAAAUGCUGAAGAUGAUUUUCUUACAAUUGCAAUUUCUCAUCAAAGAUACAAAAUAAUAAAAUACAUUAUCGACAAAAAAUUAGUUAGAAUUAAAGAAAAACAUAAAAAUUUAGUUAAAUCGUAUCUUUCGAAUUGCGAUUCUCUUGAAGAAAUAGAAACCAUAAAGAAGAUUGACCCAAUUUUUUCAAGCAAUUAUAAAGCACAGGAAUCUACUAAAUCUGACGCUAAUCAAAACGAAUCAGCAUAUGUUGAUAUAAAUCAAAAUGAAUCAACACCUGCUGAAACAAUUCAAAAUGAAUCAACAUCUGUUGAUAUAAAUCAAAAUGAAUCAACACCUGCUGAAACAAUUCAAAAUGAAUCAACAUCUGUUGAUAUAAAUCAAAAUGAAUCAACAUCUGUUGAUAUAAAUCAAAAUGAAUCAACACCUGCUGAUAUAAAUCAAAAUGAAUCAACACCUGCUGAUAUAAAUCAAAAUGAAUCAACAUCUGUUGAUAUAAAUCAAAAUGAAUCAACAUCUGUUGAUAUAAAUCAAAAUGAAUCAACACUGCUGAAAAAUCAAAAUGAAUCAACAUCUGUUGAAAAAUUCAAAAUGAAUCAAUACCUGCUGAUAUAA